Cylicostephanus goldi is the source of this 535-nucleotide messenger RNA. Lineage: Eukaryota; Metazoa; Nematoda; Chromadorea; Rhabditida; Strongylidae. The record is from the annotation of a GenBank genome assembly.
GCUAUACUGAGUCAAGAAAUACCCAGUUUUGGUAUAUUGAAUCUGAAUUCACUUCAGGUUCCGUCAUGUCAAUGAUUUCGAAUUCACUCCAGCUUUAUCGUUGUUUGAUCUGCUGCGUAUUAACCUGUAUCAUGGAUGGCUCCCGGAUCCUCAGUUUGCUGAAAUCAAGGACGCUAUUGGAGAGCUUACUUAUAACCAGAUAGUGGAAAGAAUCUGCGAUGACGGUGACCCCAAUCGGUUUCUGUACGAGGAGUUCCUCGGCGAAAACAUAUCUCAGCUGACUUACCAUGGGUUGGUAGCUCUUAUGGAAGCAAUGCGCGAUGGCGAAUUGGCUGUGUUAUUCCGGAAUAAUCAUUUUCAUACCAUUCACAAAAGGAAGAUAGUGGCUAUGUACGGGAACCUGAUAUUGUGUGGGAGUCUUUCAAUACAGUGGACGGCAGUUCACUAUUUUUCAAUGGUGACUUUGAGAUUAGCCCUCUCCCUUCUAGCAAUGUCUGCGAUCCGAAAGCAGCUUGUUCUACUGAAGCGGAGUUAG